Molecule: messenger RNA, 1503 nt
Organism: Ilex paraguariensis (yerba mate)
Lineage: Eukaryota; Viridiplantae; Streptophyta; Magnoliopsida; Aquifoliales; Aquifoliaceae
Source: the annotation of a GenBank genome assembly
CUCAUGGCAUUACAAGCUUAAUCACUUGUCACCUAGAGAACUUUAGUAUUACAAAAGCUUUGUUUUUGAGUGUUUUGAAAUACCAUAUUACACAGAAUGAAGGUCCAAGUUGAAGUCAUCUCAUCAGAGAUCAUCAAGCCAUCGUCGCCAACCCCUGACCACCUUCGAAAGUACCAACUCUCAUUCCUUGAUCAAGUGUCUCCUCCAGUUUUCAUGCCUAUGGUUCUCUUUUACCCCGCAGACGCUGAUGACAAAUUCAGCAAUGUAUACAGAUCAAACCAGUUAAAGAAGUCUCUUUCGGAGGCCAUAACCCGAUUCUAUCCGCUAGCGGGACGAGUUGUAGACAACCUCUAUAUUGACUGCACCGAGGAGGGUGUUCACUAUGUGGAAGCUCGGGUCAAUUGCCAACUUUCGGAUGUUAUUUGUGAUCCGAUUCCUAGUGAACUCAACAAGUUUCUUCCAUAUGAAUUGGAUGAUGUUAGAGAUCUUGGCCUUGUCAUCCAAGUUAGCUUCUUUGACUGUGGUGGCAUGGCGGUUGCUUUAGGCAUAUCUCACAAGGUUGCUGAUGCCUUGUCAUUUUUCAUGUUCCUCAACAGUUGGGCCGCCAUUGCUCGUGGGGAUGCUGACUUACCUUGUCCACGGUUUGAGUCAGCUACGCUCUUCCCACCUAGAGAUGUAGCUGGCUUCAAACCGAGCACUGGUAUCGUAAAAGAAAAUAUUGUAACAAAGCGAUUUGUGUUUUCUGCCUCGAAAAUAUCAGCUCUUAGAGACAAGUAUGCUGACAAUACAACCUCAGAAUAUCCAAGACGCCCAACACGGAUUGAAUCCUUAUCUGCUUUCAUUUGGAGCCGUUUUAUGGCAGCCACUGAAGUGAAAGCUGAUCCCAAUAAGAUCUAUACUGUUCUUCACGCAGUGAACCUGCGUACAAGGAUUGAUCCACCACUCCCUGAAUAUUACUUUGGGAAUAUCAGCAGGCUCGCCAUAGCAGUGCCGUCGUUAGAUAGCAAAGAAGAGUGUUAUGGCAUCUUUAACAAGAUGAGAGAAGCAAUACGUAGUGUCAAUGGAGAUUACGUGAAAAAACUUGGGGAGGGUGACAAGCACUUGAACUUUAUCAAGGACCGUGCAGAGAGAACCACCAAGGGAGAGGUGGUUUCCUUUAGCUUUACUAGUUUGUGUAGGUUCCCUUUAUAUGAAGCUGAUUUUGGAUGGGGAAAGCCUAUGUGGGUCGGUUCGGCUAGCCUUAAUUUCAAAAACCUAGUUGUUUUCUUGGACACAAGAUCUGGUGAUGGAAUAGAGGCAUGGGUUAACUUGAAGGGAGAAGACAUGGCAAAAUUUGAAGUUGACAAGGAGUUGCUAUCAUUUGUUUCCACAAGUCCUGAUGAUAAAACUUGCAAGUUUUAAACUUCAUGGAUGGCAAUCUAGAGUUUGAGUUGAAGUGUCUUAUAAUUUAGAAGUUUCUUUUGUUCAGUUGUACGAAACCUCUUUAAAGUUGGUUUGGGUGCG